UUUCAUUUGUUUUUCUUUGUGUGGUUUUCUUUAAAAUUAACUUCUUUUUGACAAAAAACAAACAACAAAAAAAAAUGAUCAAUCAACGAUUAUAUCACUAUACAUAUUAUCUAUGGGGAUAUUUUCUUGAACAUCAAGAUCCACGUACAAAAAAUUAUCCCCUCGUUUCAUUAUCACCAUAUUCGAUUGCAUUAAUAAUGUAUUUUUAUUAUUUAUUGGUAACAAAAAUUGGUCGAAAAUUUAUGAAAAAUCGUCAACCAUUUCAAUUACGCAAAACAAUGUUUAUUUAUAAUAUUAUUAUGGUCAUUAUAAAUGCAUAUUAUUUUUAUGAAGCAAUUUCCUAUUGUGAUUAUCUACGUGUAUUUUUAAAUUUUGAUUAUCCCGAUAGUUCAGAUCGAUCACCGGAAACAAUUCGGGCCAUCAAUUUAGGAUGGUGGUAUUGGAUGUCUAAAUUUGCCGAUUGGUUUGAUACAUUUUUCUAUGUAUUACGUAAAAAACAUGAACAUAUAAAUUUUUUACAUCUUUAUCAUCAUAUAUCUGUACCAGUAUUUGGUUAUCUUUUAAUAAAAAUUAAUCCAAUGGUACCAUCAGCACAUAUAUUCAUCAUAAUGAAUACAUUUGUACAUUGUUGUAUGUAUUCAUAUUAUGCAUUGGCUGCACUUGGUCCAAAAAUACAACGUUAUCUUUGGUGGAAACGUUAUAUAACUGUUAUGCAAUUAGCACAAUUUAUUAUUGGUAUGAUUUAUGGUUUAUUUGUUGUUAAAUUUCAACGUGGAUAUCCAUUCAUUUGGAUGAUUAUUGGCUUAACACAACCACCAUUCUUUUUCUAUAUGUUUUAUGGUUUUUAUCGUCGAGCAUAUGAUAAUCGAACCAAAUUAAAUUCAAUGAAAAAUGCAUCCGAUAAACGUUAUGAAAAUAGCUCAACAAUAAUCAAUGAUAAAUCAAAAGAAAUUGAAAAAUUUGAUUAAUUCAAACCAUACAUUUAUUAUUAUUAUUUUAUUUUCUCCUGUUAUUGUUCA
Messenger RNA from Dermatophagoides pteronyssinus (European house dust mite), 1019 nucleotides. RefSeq names its product very long chain fatty acid elongase 7-like. Gene Ontology annotation, cellular component: endoplasmic reticulum membrane. The record is from RefSeq and is a predicted model, not a curated record. Gene Ontology annotation, molecular function: fatty acid elongase activity. Gene Ontology annotation, biological process: fatty acid elongation, polyunsaturated fatty acid; fatty acid elongation, saturated fatty acid; sphingolipid biosynthetic process. NCBI's taxonomy places the organism in Eukaryota, Metazoa, Arthropoda, Arachnida, Sarcoptiformes, Pyroglyphidae.